This is a messenger RNA of Myxocyprinus asiaticus (Chinese sucker), 2068 nucleotides long. Its product is annotated as G-protein coupled receptor 37-like 1. Gene Ontology annotation, biological process: positive regulation of MAPK cascade; adenylate cyclase-inhibiting G protein-coupled receptor signaling pathway. Gene Ontology annotation, molecular function: G protein-coupled peptide receptor activity. The record is from RefSeq and is a predicted model, not a curated record. The coding region runs from base 290 to 1789 and encodes 499 amino acids. The transcript is spliced from 3 exons. Gene Ontology annotation, cellular component: plasma membrane; signaling receptor complex. NCBI's taxonomy places the organism in Eukaryota, Metazoa, Chordata, Actinopteri, Cypriniformes, Catostomidae.
UGGCACUUUUGUCCCAUUAAUUUUUGACCCUAAUAGUAAUACUUUGGUACAUUGUACAAAAAAAUAACUGGGUGAAGUACCCUCAGUGGCCACACGGGGGCAGGCGCGAUCAGGCUUCAGUCUGGCAGUGCAUCAUUCAUUCACUCCAAAACUUGAUGAGAACUGAGGAGCAACAAACUUCAUCUGAACACAUUCAGUCUCUCGCCAUCACUGCGACCACUGCAUCUUCUAGAGCUUUCAACCCCACAUCAUUAUAUUAAUUAACCCAGUUUAUUACACUCUUACAAUUAUGUUUAGUGUAUUAUUUUGUCUAGUUUUAUUUGUUGGGUCAGCUGAGGCGAAUAAACGCACAGUGGAGAUGAUGAAGAUGAGCCUGGAGAAGUCUUCCUCACCCCCACGCGACCUCUCAGCCCAUCACAUUGAGGAGGAGUAUGAUGAAGGCCUCCUGACCCGAACGCAUCACGCGCAGAGAGUUCCACGCGGCUCUAAAUCAAAGCAGAGAGACCGACACCACCCGAGACCUCAUCCUGACCCUGAUGGGUUCUUCACCACACCCCGGACUUUCAACGGGUCCCUGCGGGUUCAUAACCCGUUAUACCCGCUCACGGAGGAGUCUUACAGUGCAUAUGCGGUCAUGGUGUUGUGUCUGCUCGUGUUCUCUGUGGGUGUGGUGGGGAAUCUCGCGCUCAUGUGUAUCGUGUGGCACAAUUAUUACCUGAAGAACACGUGGAACUGCGUGCUGGCCAGUUUGGCCCUAUGGGACUUCUCAGUUCUGUUCUUCUGUAUGCCAGUAGUGAUCUUCAACGAGCUCACCAAGAGAAGACUGAUGGGAGAUCUGUCCUGCAGAGUAGUGCCUUAUGUGGAGGUGACGUCUCUCGGCGUGACCACGUUCACUCUGUGUGCGCUGAGUAUCGAUCACUUCCACACGGUGACCAGCGUUCAGCCGCGACCGCGGCAGGUCGAGUCCUGCCAGUCUAUCCUGGCGAAACUGUCUGUGAUCUGGAUUGGGUCUAUGGUUCUCGCCGCCCCUGAGCUGCUCACGUGGCAGUUAGAACAGAAGAUUUCUCCACGAACGGGUUUACCAGUGGAUUCAUGCAUUCAGCAGCCAUCAGUGAAUCUCCCCGAGACGCUGUACUCGCUCGUUUUGACGUACCACCAGGCUAGAAUGUGGUGGAGUUUUGGCUGUUUCUUUUGUUUGCCGUUAUUCUUCACCGCUGCAUGCCAGCUGAUCACGCGACACGUCACGAAGGACAAAACCGCCGGUAAACCCCUUCGGCCUUCAUCUACCUCCUCGUCCUUAUCUUCUUCAUCCUCAUCACCAAAAAAACAGCAGAAGCAGCGGCUAGAGCGUCAAAUGACCCGUACAGUGGUGCCGCUGGCGAGCAUCUACGCCGUGUGCAGUUUACCGGAAAACGCUUGGAAUAUUGUGCUGACCUACGUGGGUGUGGAGAUCUCAAAGGCCACAUGGACACUCCUGGCUCUGAUUGGUCAGUUCCUGUUGUUCGUGCGGGCAGGGACGACACCAGUGCUGAUGUUGUGCGUGUGUAGGUCUCUCAGGCAGCCGUUCAUUGACUGCUGUUGCUGCUGUUGUGAGGAGUGCCUGCCAGACCCUUCAUCUUCAUCAUCCUCCUCAUCUUCAACCACCAACGCCACGGCCGUCUCCUCCUUACCAUCAUCACCCGCAUCCGUCCAGGAGAAGCUGAAGAUCGUGUCAGGAACGUCGCCCGCCAUGUUCUUUGAUAAAGUGAAGGACAGUCCAGAUGAGCUAAUCAUUGGAACGCCGUGCUGACCUAAAAAAUGCAUCCAGAACGUUCUUCAAUUCAUAUGAUUAUCAUGUGGACUCGCUUUUGACCAGUGUUAGUUUAUCCAAGCUGUGAAUGAGUUUCUCCAUUCCUAGCACCUUCAAAGGAAGAUUCUCUCAUCAUUUACUCACCCUCAUGCCAUCCCAGAUGUGUCUGACUUUCUUUCUUCUGCAGAACACAAAUGAAGAUUUUAGAAGAACAUUUCAGCUUUGUAGGUCCAUACAAUGCAAGUGAAUGGUGACCAACAUUUUAAAGCUCCAAAAGUC